CUUGCUCCCACUCCCCUGUUUUUUUCCCUAAUUUCUUUUGCCUUUCCACCCACAACUCCCAUGGCGGCAUCACCAUCGCUGCUCUCUGCAUUGCUCCUCAACCACUUCCUUCUGGUCGUGGUGGAAGGAUCGUCGUCGUGGUGCGUGGUUCGAACCGACGCAAGCUACCAGGCGCUGAAGGCGGCUCUGGACUACGCGUGCUGGGCCGGAGCGGACUGCACUCCGAUCCAGUCGAACGGACUCUGUUUCCUGCCAAACACCAUCCAAGCUCACGCUUCCUACGCAUUCAACAGCUUCUACCAGCGCAAGGGCAUGUCCCCUGACUCCUGCUACUUCUCCGGCACCGCGAAUAUCGCCAGAACAGACCCCAGUGCUAUGGAUCUUGCGUCUAUCCAGGAUCUCUCAGUGCAGCAGGCGGGGCAAUUCCAACCCCAACACCGCCAACUAAACCCUAUUCAUUCACACCGCCAGCGACCACCACCACUACUAAUCCGACCAUCAUCACCGGCCUUGCUCCACCGCUGCCUACCAACACCGACAACUCCAGAGCUUCCAUCGGGUCCAUGGAUGUUGCAGUGCUACUGCCUGCUGCCUCGGUGUUCGUCCUCUUGUUUAGUUUCUGAACUUCAAACCAACCUGUUGAGUCAGGGAAGCAGCUACUCUUCCAAGCACGGGAAAAAAGCUGCCACAGUUUUGUCAGGAAAAAAGGGUUGCGGAAAGAAACAACUCUGAUUUGGUGCUCCUCAGCUUUCCUCUCAGAUGGUUAGCAAUUGUAUCUAUAAUAACCCUACUGUAGUCACAAUAUUUCUUGUAGGUGUACAGUACAGUUCAUGUUCUUGAAUGUGAAAUCAUAUUGAUUCUCUCUUGAUUCUUGCCAGGCUUCAUUCAGUCAUUUGGUGCUCCUAAUGAAAUCCAGGACGUGGU
Messenger RNA from Linum tenue, 924 nucleotides. Lineage: Eukaryota; Viridiplantae; Streptophyta; Magnoliopsida; Malpighiales; Linaceae. The record is from the annotation of a GenBank genome assembly.